Epithele typhae is the source of this 921-nucleotide messenger RNA. Its product is annotated as CTD kinase subunit gamma CTK3-domain-containing protein. NCBI's taxonomy places the organism in Eukaryota, Fungi, Basidiomycota, Agaricomycetes, Polyporales, Epitheliaceae. The coding region runs from base 1 to 921 and encodes 306 amino acids. Gene Ontology annotation, cellular component: CTDK-1 complex. The transcript has 3 exons. Gene Ontology annotation, biological process: positive regulation of DNA-templated transcription, elongation; positive regulation of transcription by RNA polymerase I. The record is from RefSeq and is a predicted model, not a curated record.
AUGGAUCCCUUCGAAGUCCGCAUGCAGUUCCUCACGCUGCUCCGCCGGCUCGACGCCUCCCAGACGUCCAUCAAGAAGAUAGUGGGCUACGCCUUGAAAUACUUCCCCUCAUGCGGAGAAGAUCUCUGGGACUGCAUUAUGGAGGAAUGCCAGAAGGGCUCUCUCAACGUGCGAAUUAACAUCCUCUACCUCCUCGAUACCCUCUGCGAGACAUGCCUCCUCGCGCUUUCCCGACCCCCACUCCCACCCGUCCCCGGCCAGCUGCCGGCCAGCACCAGCACGAGCUCAACACACACCCCUUCCUACGUCGACUACGUCGCGCGCGACCUCCGCACCCUCGCGGACUACGUCGUCCCUCCAGGCGCACAAGGCACGCCCAACUACCUCUCCGCGGUUAAAGUGCUCGAGUCCUGGCGCACAAAACGCGUCGUGCCCGCCCCCGCCCUCGACGCCGUCCUCGCGACAUUCGAGGAACGCCGCGCCGACGCGCUUGCGGCGGCGGCGGCGGCGGCCUCUGCCGCGUCGGUGGACGGGACCCCGAUCCCCAACGCACCGGGCUCGGCGCUCGCGCUCGACCCGCACGAGAUCAAGCGGAGGAUGGAGGAGGACCGGGAGCGGCAUAAGCGGCUGCGGGAACGGAGGUGGGUGCAGGUGGUCGGGGCCCCCACCGCGGCUUCAGCGCCGCUCGCGAGCUUCCUGCCGCUCCCCCCGGACGAUGCGAGCCCAGAAGACAAAGAGAAGGAGAAGGAGGGCGCGGGGGCGUUGGACGUCGAGUUUGACAACGAAUGGGAGGCGACCAGCGAUUGGAACGAGGACGACAUUGAGGCGGUUGCGGAGGAGAACGAUCUCUGUUUUCCGAGGAUAUCGAGAGGGGGAGGUGGAUGGUAUGAGGGUCACGGAGAGGAGAUGGACAUAUCGUGA